Molecule: messenger RNA, 1141 nt
Organism: Mercurialis annua (annual mercury)
Lineage: Eukaryota; Viridiplantae; Streptophyta; Magnoliopsida; Malpighiales; Euphorbiaceae
Exons: 5
Coding region: 55-873 (272 amino acids)
Biological process (GO): regulation of translational fidelity
Cellular component (GO): cytoplasm
Molecular function (GO): nucleotidyltransferase activity; double-stranded RNA binding; tRNA binding
Source: RefSeq, a predicted model, not a curated record
UACUGCGGAAUACAAAACGGUCAGUUGUUUCAGUUUGUAACUAUAAAAAGUAGCAUGAAUAAUCCUGCAAGAAUUGCAAACAAAUUCCCGAUUCUAGUUUCUUUUCAAGGUGUUCCCAGAAGUGGGUUGGUGCCGUAUUUGAGUCCGAAAAGGAAAUUGUGUCGAGCAAUGAUGGGGUCUAGUUCAGUGAGAUGCAAUAAUGCAGAGAUUGAGGAGAAGUUAGGGGUGGUUCGAGCUGCUACUGAAUUGUACGCUGAGGAGGCAGUUGAAGCACUCAAUGCUGGCAGAGUUAUUGCGGUGCCUACGGAUACUCUUUACGGAUUUGCUUGCGAUGCUUGCUCCUCGGAAGCAGUUGAUCGGAUUUAUGAGAUCAAAGGACGUAAGCAUACAAGUCCUCUUGCAAUCUGUGUUGGAGAUGUAUCAGACAUAAAGCAUUUUGCAGUCACUGAUCACCUGCCUCAUGGCUUACUUAAUUCUCUACUCCCGGGGGCUGUUACUGUUGUGUUAAACAGAGGGGAUGCCAGUGCACUUGAGAAGUCUUUGAAUCCAGGGUUGAACAGUAUUGGAGUUCGAGUUCCAGAUUGUAAUUUCAUCAGGCUCAUUGCUCGUGGUUUGGGAAGAGCAGUGGCACUCACAAGUGCGAACCUUAGUGGAAGGCCAAGUAGCGUUUGUGUCAAGGACUUUGAGAGUCUGUGGGAACAUUGUGCUUAUGUCUAUGAUGGUGGAGUGCUUCCAUCGGGCCGUGCAGGAUCAACUGUUGUGGAGCUCAGCAGGCCAGGAAAGUACAAGAUUCUUAGACCUGGAAGUGCAGAGAAAGAGACGGUACAGAUCUUGAAAAAGCAUUCGCUAGUUGAGGAAGGGACGACUAUUUGAAGACGUACCGGAAUCAAAGUGUUACGAUUUUUACUGAUUUUUGCUGCACUUGUGAAACUCUAAGAUUGGAUUUACGUGUGCAUGCGGUAAACUGUAUUUACUAAAUUAGAAUUGCAUAGCUUGGGUUCUCUCGAGGUUACAUUUAGAAUGUACAUUUAGGAAUGAAGUUAUCUAACUGUAAUUUAUUUAGAUUGAGACUAAAUUUAAUGUAUCAUGAACCAUUUUUAAUCUUUGUUUGAGUUAAAAAGAAGGGGAAGCCAUUGUUUUA